This is a messenger RNA of Exophiala bonariae, 2829 nucleotides long. RefSeq lists its product as uncharacterized. The record is from RefSeq and is a predicted model, not a curated record. Gene Ontology annotation, molecular function: DNA-binding transcription factor activity, RNA polymerase II-specific; zinc ion binding; DNA binding. Gene Ontology annotation, biological process: regulation of DNA-templated transcription; DNA-templated transcription. Bases 1 to 2829 code for a protein of 942 amino acids. The transcript is spliced from 6 exons. Lineage: Eukaryota; Fungi; Ascomycota; Eurotiomycetes; Chaetothyriales; Herpotrichiellaceae.
AUGCAGAACGAUUCGAAUGCUUCCGAGCUCCGUUCUCCUUCCGGACCUCCAACAUGUACCAUCUGUGGAAGGACCUACUCCAGGAUCGAUCAUCUUGAACGGCACCUACGUUCCCACUAUCAGACCAAACCCUUCUCAUGCUCUGUUUGCAACAAGGCCUUCGCUCGCGUUGAUGCUCUCAAACGCCAUCAAAUCAGUCAUGAUCCAUCGGUAAACAAACGGCAGAAAGUCGAUCAUCUCCCACGUCCUCGUACUGGGCAGGCGUGUCGAGCUUGUGCUGCUGCUAAACUGAAGUGUGAGGACGAGAAACCUUGUGCACGUUGUAGACAGAAAGGCGUCGAUUGUAUCUACAGUCGAGCAUCUACCUCUGCACCACACAGUCGUAACGAUAGCGUCUCUUUCUCUACUCCUGCAACGGACCGAAGUUCAGUUGGUUCACGACUGCUGAGCACCCUUGAUGAUCAAAAUCAGCGUGGUGGCCUUGCUGGGCCACUGCUCGAUUCUCAGACUUCACCAAUGCUUUCCUUUCAGAGUCAGGCUACUGAUCCAGCAUUAUCCAUGCCAGAUUCAUAUCUGAGAUCUCAUGACCUUGGCCAGGCUGAUCAUUCGAUUGCUUCAGACAGCGUCAUGCCCGAGCCGAUUGCAGGGCCAUUCUCACCAGAUUUGAUGAUCGCUGAUAUGUUCGCCGAGUCUUCCUUAGCCGACUUCUUGAACGAGAUCAUGCUACCCCCCGUGCCACCAGCAAACGAUGAACCAGUCUCUAGUGAUACGGCAAAUCAAAGUCGUUUGCAACGAGACUAUCUGGAUUUUGGUACAUCAUGGGUGGACAUGGGUGAUUUCGAGGCCAUGUUGCAGAACACUUAUGCCGACCCAAUCUCAGGUAUCAAUAAUGUAUCGUUCAAUCUUCCUGCCCCGCCAUCCGGCGCCAAAACUCCCAUCUUCGGUGAUAGCUUUGGGGCUAGAAAUGCUGCAUUCUCACGAUCGAUAUGGCGUUGGGUACCAACAAAAAAAGAUCAUGGUGGUGCUGCUCAACUUGAUUUAUCUUUGCCCUCAAUCAAUCUGGAUAGCCCAGAAACAAGAAACCUUGCGGAGACGCUACUCCCAGGCCAGCAUAUCGAGCAAUCACUGCGUGAUAGACUUCUAGCACUCAUACUCGGUACUUGUGACCAAGCUCUUCAUCAACUUGUCGUCACGGCUUUCCCAAGUGCCGACCUCUUGGACAGGCUGAUGCACUUCAGCCUGGGUGUUCACUUUACAGCAAUCGAUUCAUGGAUUCACGUACCUUCUUUAGUGAUUGAGGACAACCUUGAGCUCCUCGUUGUCAUCAUUGCUGCUGGGGCAGUUUUGAGCUCUGUGACGCCAAUCAGACGACUGGGUCAUGCUCUUCAGGAGUCUGCUAGAACAGCAUUUGCAAAUAAGUUUGAAAGUAACAACCAAUGGACCCGUGAUCUGGCAAGUAUUCAAGGAUUGGUCCUUUCCCUGCACAUUGGACUUUGGAGUGGCGAUAAGAGAAAGAUGGAAAUUGCAGAAAGUUUCACCCUGCCUCCCGUCACAAUGCUUCGUCGUGCGAGUCGAUUUUCGCGGAUGAAAAGAAACUUCACACCUCCAACUUUUGAUGAUGCCGAUGAAGCGCUGGACCUCAAAUGGCGUGAAUGGGCUCAGGCGGAGUCCUAUAAACGCCUGGCUGCCCAUCUCCUUAUUCAGGACGCACAAAGUUCCAUGGCCCAGCAAGUGCCACCAUUAUUGUGCGCCUCUGAAAUGACGUUAGAACUCCCAUCAUCUCGAGAAUUGUGGACUGCUGGAAGUGCACGACAGUGGCGAGAUCUUUAUGUCCAUCUUGACGACUCCCUCCCAGAUAAGAGUAUUUCCAUUGCUCAAGGUAUCCCUCAAGUCAGCGAGAUACUGGGCUGUCGUGGCUUAGAUGCAAGCUUGUCUGCCAUGAUAAUAGUGCAUAGUGCAUGGGGAGCUGUGUGGAGUCACCUUCAAUUGAGCUCGAUUGUUCGUGGCCACUCGACGUUCCAAAACCCGACCAACGGUGGCUUCUUAGCUCCCAAUCCAUGGGACAACAGCGUAUCCCAACUUCUCGAACAACUUCGUUUUAUAUUCUCGGAUUGGGGCGACAGAUUCCGACCAGAAAUGGCACUUGUACUUGAGCGUAUUAUCCUAAGUCUACACGUUUCCUUUGAGCAGGUCCAACUCUUCGCUGGUAAAGCAGGUGAAGAGGAGGCCCGUCGGGUCCUACCAGGUCUACGCCAGUGGGUCAGUACCAAAGAUGCUCGCAAGGCGGUUUGGUACGCAGGCCAAGUACUGAGAGCUGCUGCAAAGUGUUCGGCGAAAGUCCUACAACACUUCAACGCACUCUGCGUCUAUCACGCCGGCAUGACAUUUUGGACGUAUGCUGUGCUGAUGGAUGAUUCCUCCAGCCAGCAGAGACUACAAGCCGAUGGUCAACAGCCAUUCUUAUCAAACCCAGCAUCUGAAGACAGUGAGUUGGUAUGGUUGGAUGGACCUGACGGACCCGGCAUACAGAAAUUCAUCGCCUUGAACCGUGGUAAGCCUGUAAUCAGGCAUUUUAAUCAAGGAGAUCACACUGAAGGGGGAAUCGGACCAGCAAUCCCUCUGACCAAUGCCAAAGCCGUCAUGAACGUGUGCAUCGAAUUGUUGCAACGUGGCACAGGCGUCGGAGGUGACGGAACCUCCAUGCCUCUAGUCGAAAAUCUGAGCCAGCUCAUGCGAGACUUGGGCACGGCGGCGCACGAACUCAUCCAAGGCAACGGGAGACGGUCCCGAGGUCAACACCAAUCUGCCAAAGGCCCAGCACCAUCAUGA